AUGGAUAUAUAUCGGAUAAAUAAAAAUUAUGUUGAUUCGAAGUCGAUAGAACGAUUUACGGGUGCCAAGAAGACGGGCCUGCUUAAACGAAUCUUCAAAAUCGUAAUCAAAUACUUACAAUCAGUGGCACAACCAGUAAAGUGUUUAGUGUAUCUGAAAAUCCUUUCUCAUUCGUGUUUAAGUAAUAUAAAUGUAUUAAAAUACGUUAGAAACAUGUUUUUUUUUUAAAAUACAUAGAUAUGUGGCAACACUCGCUAUCAAAAAAUCCUGGUUGUGCCCAUAUUUAAAUGAAAACGCAUUUAGAUAACUGACUCCCAUUAUAAAAAUAUGCUAAUAUAGCUUUGCUUUAUAACAAUAAUAUGCUAAUGGUUUACACAAAAGAAGUAUUGUUAAAAUGGCUUAAUCCGGGAAUAUUGAUCUUCAGGCCUAACCUAACCUCUUAAAAUAAUAAUUAAGUGUUUUUAUGUUGUUAAGUUAAGGGUUUGGUUUAAUAUGAAUGCAAACUCCUGAAUCUUAUUCGCUUUCAGUUUCCUUAAUACCAUUUUAUAUUUAAGGCUAUACGCGAUGUAAACUGUCAACAAGGAUCAUUGAACUCAGUUGCCAUUACCAAGUCAAAUUUAAUUUUGUUCAUAGCAGCUCAAAAUGGUAUCGUAUUGGCCAUUGUGUUACCUAUACUGUAUGAUGAUAUAGUUGAAUACAAGAAGUACAAAAUGCAUAAUCACAGCGUCACAAAGGUAUCGAUAUUAAAUAUUAGUUUUAAUCACUUUGUUUUGAUAUUUAUUAGUAUGUAAAACAUGUAUUUAUGUUUAAGGUUAAUUUAGGUUACAUAUUUAUUAUGAAUGAAUUAAAGACAUUCCAUAAAUCAUAAUAAUAUACAAAUGUACUAGGUGGAAAUAUUAGUAAACAAACUGUAUUCCACACUCGCUCUGGCCGACAUUCGUCAUCCAUUCAUACACCGAAUCAAGUCCCUUUCUAACUGUUAAUUUAUCAUUUAUUUACCAUUUUUAUUGUCCUGAUGUUAAUCACCUGGAGUUAUCCUUUCUAAGUUUUGUUUUAGCUUUGCAGCUAUAACGUUCUUAAGAUUUUUUUUUCCGAAAUUAUCUAAAAAUACUAAGGCCGUGUCUUUGAGAUAUAUACAAGUACAAGUAGUUAAAAAUAUUGUUUUUUUUUUUUUGAUCAGGAGACCGAUUAUUUUUGACGCUGGCUUUAUUAUACUUACAAAGAAAAUAAUUUACACAUUCGUGGAUUAUGCCGCAAAACUUAAUAGAUAUAUAAAAGGAAAUUCUAUUAAUCAUUCUGUUGUACAUUUUUUUUUUAAUUUUGUAGUGACAUUUUGAUGAAAAAAUCUUAAAAUUCAGAAUGGAGCCUAAUAAAUUUGUGUAAUAGGAUUUCAGUUUAACUAUUUUUUUUUCUUCAGUUAAAAUUAACCUAACCUGACAUGACUCGGGAUAAGAUUUUCGAAGUAUUUUUUGCAAGAAAUCUCUCAACUGCAGAACUUGAAGUUUAAACUAUGGUAUAUUGGCGACUACUAAGCUCAAACAGAGAUCUUCAUUAAAAUGAUUGGUUUUAGAUUUGUAAACAUUUCUAAUAGUAUUUGUUUUUUAUUUUUUAAACUUCAUUUCAAAGAAUCAGUAUGAAAAGAUGUAUGAACGUGUUGUGUAAUUUUACAUUUUUUUUAUUACGCAGUACUUGUCGAUCGUAUACCUGGCAAUAGCCUACGCUUACAUCAGUUAUAAAUAUAAUAUCUCUAUUAUAUGUUUUAAUCCACUGGUUUAUCAAACACUUAAUAUUUUUACGAAUUUUAGACAUUUUGUUAAAUUGUUUUAAAUUUAUACAAAGAACUAAAAAUUAGAAUAAAAAUGUUACUAAACGAAACGUGAUGGUGUGAUACGUGAAACAUCACAAAUUUAUAUCACUAUAUCAAUAUAUCACGAUUAAUACUUUUAAAUUUUCAGUGUAGCCAAUAAAUUAAUACUAAAUUUGUGCAUAAUUUUAAGAAAUGUAUUUUUAAUAAUUGAAUUCGUAAAUAUAGUUUAUCAAUAUUUACAACAUGGUAUCGAAUUAAUAUAAAAUAAAAUUAUUUACCGUGUUGACACUUGACAGUAAUUUGUUUUUCGCCAGUAUUUAAAAGUUUAAAUUUCCAAAGUGAAAACGUGCAAUAUUUUGAUUAUUUUCCAAGACUGUAAAAAAUAUGUAUAUUAUAUUUACUUACAAAAAAAAAUAUGCCCCAACCCUCCAAAUAUGCAAUUAUUUGCAAAAUUACAUUUGGUCUAUAAAAUCAAUAAGGUUUGAAAUACCGACAUUCCAAACCUUCAUAUAAGUGCAUAAACUCAGUAUGAACGUGCAAAUCCAUGAAAUUCAGGUCCCUAGUUAUAAUUAGUUAUAAGUUAGUUUUUAAUAUAAAUAAUAAUAAUAAAACUAGUUUUUGUUUAUCAUUUUUGGUAAGUGACUAGUUAUUUAUGUAUGAAUUAGAUAUCUAAUUACCAUAAUACCAUAUAUUAAAUUUCUAUGUUAAAGUUAUGUUUAGCAAUGGAUGGCUCAACUUUAAUUUCUUGUUCCGAGGAUGGUAGUUUAUGUAUAUGGGAAGUUAAAGAUGCUAACACAAUAAAUAAGAUUAACUUUGAUUACUUCGAUGACAUACUAGCCAACGGGAAGAAAUUGGAUGAAAUAAACGAAAAUAUCGAGCAAAUUAAAGUGACGGUCAAAAAAUUAGAAACAAAAAGUACGCUCACUGUAAAUGCAAUUAAAAAAAUGAAGGAACAGGAAAUACAAAAUACAAAACACACGCAUUUGGAUCAUUUCAAUGAUAUCGUUGAAUUAAAUAAAGUAGGAUACGUUAUAUAUACUACAAAUUAGAAAAAAUAGUAAAUAUGUUACAAUAGAUUUAUUUUUAUAAAGAAUAUUAAUCAUUAAAUGUAUAAAUUAAAUUAUGUUUGUAGGGAAUAGUUAAAAUACAAAAAAAUGUUAUAAAUAAUCUUAAACAAAAAUUACACGUUGUAAAAGAUCAAAAUGAAAAUAGUAUUGUUAAUUUAGAAUCUAAGUAUUGCAAUGAACUUACAUAUAAAUUCGAAAAACAUUUAAAUCUUGAGAAUGAAUUGUAUUCAAUAACAUCAACGUUAAAAAAGUAAUUAAAAUAAAUAUAUAUGUUUAUAUAUAUAUAUAUACUGUACAAUUGGUUAUAAUAGAAAAUUAUGAGUUAAAUUUUACUAUAUGCUUAUGGGUUAUGACUGAUCCAGAUUUUCAGAAACCUUAUUAAAGAAACUCAACGAAGAGUUACAGGAGGUUUUAAACAAACAAAAGAAAAAAAUUAAAGAAAAAGACGAAGGCAAUUUAAAAGUAAGUGCAUAAUAUAAUUAUUGAAGUUGAUUGCAUUAAAAUUGUUAAAGUCUAUGAUAAAGUGUUUUUAAUAAGCACUGGGUAAAUUAUUUGUAUUCAAAAUCAUAGAGGUUUAGUUCCUUGGUCCAAAGAUAAAUUUUUUUUUAACUAUUUAGGAGUUUAUAACAAAGACUACAAAAUUAAAAACUUUGAUGGUAUUUUUUGUAGUGCCAAGAAAUUCUAAUAAAUGAAAAAACCGGUUUUAAAACGUUAUUGAAGGAUACUGAAAAUGAUGUAGAUGAAAAUGUUUUUGAGACAAAAAAUAAAUUCAUUAAUGAACUAAAAAAUAAAAAAGAAAUAUAUUUAAACACAAUGAGUAAACUCGAAAAAUACAAGAUGAAAUAUAAUGGGUAUGCAAUUAUAAUUUCUGUUUAUCUAUCUAUAUUGUAUUACUGUAUAUAUAUAGGCCGUGUUAAGGCUGAUGAUGCCUCUUCUGUUCUUGACAGUGCCAUAGACGCUCUAUAUCUAUUGUCAGUAUUCUCUUUCUGAAUCCACUUCAUAAGGACACACUCUCCGUUCCACUUGCCUCAACAUCACACCUUUUAUGAGUUUAAUUAUUCAUCUCACAGUGUAUUGCGUUUACCUAAUACUGCCUAGUUCGGGCCUUUUUAAUCAUUUUCCUUGAAUUUAUGUUACCUUGAUGCUGUCACCUCUCUCACCUAGUUCUAUUGAACCUUAACAUCGCCUUGUACGAAAUAAAGUAUGUUAUGAUCAAAGAUAUAUAACUGGAAAAUGAUAUCAUAAACCGGAAAAUGCAAGAAAUAAAAUGUCCUGAUUAGUAACAAAAAAAAAAAAGAAAUGAUAUUUUGAACUUAAAAAUUUUAUAUUUUCAUUCAAUACCAUUAUUUUAUACCAAUUGGUAUAAAUUGACCCUUUCUAACUAUAAACAGCUAAUAAAACCUUGAAGUUUAACUAUUCUCUAACGAGAUUAUAAUAAAAUAUUAUAAUGAUCAGCCUUGUUCGUUUACAACAAAUUUUUUGCUCAAAUAUAAAAAAAGCAGUCCUAAGAUAAUGAGGACGGGCGCAGCCACUAUUGUAAGUGAGAAAUUGGAAGGUCGAAUAUAGACGAGAAUUUAGUGUAUAUCUGUACGCAACGAUUACCCAUUGAUAAUUGUAGUAAUACAAAAAAUAGGAAAAAUAAAAGGGAGGACAAAUAGGAGGAGUUAAAAGAGGUUUAAAUGGGGGGAGAAUAUAAAUAGAGUGGUUGUUAGGGGGAUAGUAGUAGACUUAGGACACUAAGUAUAGUAAUAGAAGACAAAUAUAUUUGAAAUUAUAGGAUAAUUACGUAGAAAUACCUACAAAGAAUAAAAUAUAGAGAAGUACGUAUACAAAUGUGCCUAUAUAGUGUGAAAUAAUCGAUUUAUGUUUUGGUACUACAAAGAAUGAUUUAUUUUUAAUCAUAAUAAAAGUUCAGCCUACUAGUUACCUUCCUUCCUGUGUUUGAAAAAGGAGUUCGGAGUCGUGAAUCCGAGAAUGGUGACGAAAUCAAUAACUAAAGAAAAAUUGAAUUAUAUUACCUGCCCACGGUGUUGGAACGCUAGGGUGUAUACUUAUGGAUAACCUCACGUGAACCUGGAGUCGUUGGACGGCAAUCACAAUUUAAUUAAGAUAAACUAAUUUAAUUAAUUAACACAUAACACCUGUGUGCACUCAGAUGAAAAAUGCUAAUUUUUAAAUCAGGAAAAUAUAAGGUUGAAUUAUAAAGUGAAUUAAUAAAUAAAUCGAACACGAGUGAUUAUAGCUGCUAAAAGUCGGAGUUAGCUAUUCGAGAGAGAUCCUCGAAAGAAGUUGGUGGAGCGUAGUUGUUGCUGUGUGCAGGAUUCUAGACAGUUUUUUUUUCCAUACUUCUAAUAUAUAAAUUUAUUUUUAAUAUUUAAUUCUUAAGUUUACGUUAAUUCUACUCGUCUACUCACUCUGUGUCUGUGUUCCUGUUUAUGUGCUAUUUAACUUUCCACUUCUAGGUCCUUUAAGUAAAUUCUUUUUAAUAUCGCAUGAGUUCACGUUAUUAAUUUCUAUUAAGCUCCACGAUUAUCCACUGAUUAGCCAAUUUUCGCUGUUUUUUCGCCUGCUGUACGAAUCUACGUCAUUUUGACGCGGUAAUUUCGACGCGCGUUAAAUGGACGCGUUCAUUGUGAAUGCGAGACAUUUGGACGCAUAGCACAUUUCGACACAUUCUUUUUUUUUUGUUUAAUUAUUAUUAUUGAUUUAUUUUUCAAAAUAAAAGUAUAAAUUAAUAAUAUUUUAGAUAUUUCUAAAGAUUGCAUAUUAAAAUACAUUUAUUUUGAAAAAUAAUAGGGAUUAAUAAUAUUUACAAGGAUUGCGAACAAUUUAAAAUUUUAUAUAUAGGAAAUACAUUUAUUUUUUAUUUUAUUUGUUUCAUUUAUUAAGUGUUAUAUUAAUUUUAUACUAAUAUUUAUUUUGAAAAAUAAAUCAAUAAUAAUAAUUAAAAAAAAAGGUGUGUUGAAAUAUUGUUGCAUCAAAAUGACGUGCAUUGUAAAUGUGUCAGGCGCUCAAUCGUCUCUCGUCAAAAUGACGCUACACCCUGCUAUACUGUUCACCCGGUUACUUGCCGCGCUUAUUUAUUUCUGUAUAGUGUGUUUUGAUUGCUUUUGAGAUUUCUAAGGAAUAUUUCAUUAUUGUUUUUGCUUGGUUUAUUAUAUUUCUAAAUUUAUAAGGCAUAAUCAACUGAAAUUAUUCACCAUUCUGCAAAUCCUGCCAUUCUUAUUUUGCCUGUAGUAGAUGUCUGUAUGAGGAAGAAGGUCAUAACAAUUGCGACAGUCAAGUGGAAAGAUUGGUUUGAUAUCUUGUAAAUCUUUCCACUUGUUUUUUGGUUUUUUUACUGGGCCACUGUUGAGAGAUGGGAACAUAAUUUUCCUGUUAUAAUAAGUUUUUGAGCUUGAUAGGAAGAGGUUGAAGCUUUGUAAAAAAAACUAGAGUAUACUUUAUUUGGUCAGAGGAGUCAUACUGCAAUCAUCUUAAGUCAGUAACUAUUGGGCCACCACUUUUCUUCCGGAUGCUGUCAUAAACCAUGCGGUUGGGAUUUGGAAAAUUUAUGAAUAAUAUUUCCAAUCAACGAAUUUUAUUCUGCAGGAAACGGAUUCUUUAAAGGAUUCAUUAGUAUGUCAAUAAAUUAGGAUGGUAAAUAAAUACCUUUGUUUCUCAUUAAACCUUCUAGGAUCGUUCUAGGUCCUUGACCUUCCGGUAUUGACCUUCCAGGUCAGGUCGUUUCUUUUCAAAAAAGAUCAAAGAGAGCUCUCUGUUGUUAACUUAUUUGGUCACUCACAGUCUUUGAUUUUCUAUUUAGAACAAAUUUUUUUUUGACUUGUGAAGUCCAACUUCCUCUCUUAUUUUGUACCAUUCCGGUUUUUUCCUUAUUUACUCUUCGAUACCCUGUAUACGUUUCAUUCGUCAGUCUUCUACGAUUACUUUCAUUUUUUGGAUCAAUAUUUAUGAUAAAAACAUUAGCCGUACAAAUUUAAUUUAAUGAAGUCGUUGUACCGUAAUUUGGAAAAAAUCGUUUAUUUCGUCUUUAUUGGUUUGUUCCAAUUAUUAGGAAAACUGCUAUAGAUAUUGAAAAAAUGACUUAUUUUGUCAAAAUCGGAAUAUUAUAAUGAACAAAAUCAAUCUCUGUUCAUGUUUUGAUUGGAGCAAUAUUUCUGAUAGAAAACAUCGUGUUUACAUAAAAAAAAAAACAAUUAAAACGGUAACGCCGCUGGACACCGUAAAUAUUUGCCGUUUGCGGUACCUAUAAUUUUUCGGGUCUUUCCCAAUUAUUUCGAAAACCCCUUAGAAAAUAAAAAAAUGACUACCACAAUGCACUAAAGACAGACAAUAUCCUAUCAGAAAAGUUGCCAUAGUCUAAACUUCGGUGCAAGUUUUCUGGUAGAAAAAUUAUUUACAGAUAAAAUACACAUAGGAAACCAAUAGACUCGCUACGCUCCGAAUCUAAAAUUAUUGGUAUGUUAAAAUAUUUAAAGAAAAUAAGCGGUAUUCAAUCUCUCCGUGAUCCCCCCCCCCCUAAUUCAAGCACUGAUUAUAAGUUCUUUGAUCGUGCAUCACUACUAUUUUUGUAAAACAGUCCUGCAUUAGUAUUUAUAGUAUUUGGUAGCAUCCUUCAGUAUUGAACUGUUACUGGUUAGGCUGUGUGAAUAUAAUUAGUAUAGAUAUAGCUGCAUAUAGUGCAUAUAUUUUUGUUUAGAUGUUUAGCAACAACUGCAGAUUUCAGACAUACAGCUGAAGUUUUCAGCAAUGACUUGGAAGAAUUAAACCAGUUAACCAGGAACAAAAAUAAUAGAAUUUUUGAUUUGACAGUAACAUUGAAAUGUUGUAAUGAGCUUAUACCGCAGAAGGAAGAAAAAAUACAAGUAGUGAGGCAAAAUGUAAAUGAAUUAGAGAAAAAAUUAAUCGUACUGAAGGCUUCAAUUACUGAAUUACAACACAUAUAUAAUCCAUUGGUAUUAAGAAUACAAGAAAAACAAAAUUUGAUUGAACAAGUAAUAAAAUUGUAUUAUAUAAUAUACAUAUAUUAUGUACUAUUUAAUAUCAGAUCGAUAUAGUGUAAUUUUCACGAAAUUAAUAUCUGUUUCAUGAACUUUCAACGAAACGUAAGGUUAGCCGGAAUAAUCAAAGUAAUAAAACCAACUGGUUCUUAUAAUGUUUGAUUUUAAAUCAGUUUUCUAUAUUCGUAUUUAUAUUGUAAAUAUAUUAGGUGAGUAUAUUCUAUACACGUAUAAUAAAAAAUUAAAGGAAAAUAAACGAUAAUAUAGUUUAUUAUUGUCACAUCACAAAACAGUUCUAGCUGGUCAAAAAUAGAACAAUUUACCACCUCGUAAUUAUUGAUUAUAAUCAUCAUGACUAUUAUAUUACCUGAUAAUGAUAAAUAUAUCAUAAUAUUAAAUAACCAAAAAGUGCUAACCAGAUAAGAACGGUUAAGGCUCACUCAGAUUAUUUAAUUUUAAAGCUAGAACGUGCAGUGUACCUCUGUAAUAAAUAUUAGUUAUUUUCGCUAUUUUUGUGUUUUAACAAAACUGGAUCAACAUAUUUGUACCGAGUAAGUGUUUUGGUUUUUAUUAAUAUCAUUUAUUUAAAUAUAUAAAAAAAGCAUUUAUAUCAUGUUAUUACAGAAAAUCUACUUAUUUCACAUAUAAUGGAGUGGGCUAAUUUUUGAGGGCUCAGAGAGAUAACGUUUUUUUUUUUUUACAUAAUUGUGUGUAUUUAAUAAUACUGUACCGAAAGCUUGCUUGAAUUUACCACUUUUUUAAAUAUGAAUUAAAUUGUAGCCAUUUUUAAAUUAUUUUUUGAUAAAUAAAACUGACUUUGAAAGAAAAAUAUAAAAUCGUUGUUUAGAUAUUUGAAGUUCUUGAAAAUAAUAAUGGUAGUUUUUAUAAUAAUUGUGAAGCUCAAUUUGUCUUGAUCCUUGAUUUUGCAUUUACGAAAUACAUUUGUCAAUCAAUGAGAUCUGAAGAGAAUUUAAAUAAAAAAAUUUCAUUGUUUUGAUGUGACCGAUGUUUUCUUAAAAUAUUUUUUUCGAAUUUAGCGAUUUUGUAAUAAAUCCAAAAGAAAAGAUUUUGAGGAGGGAGAGAGGAAGGUAUUGGUUAGAGAAGAUUAUUAUUUCAUGUUUAUGAUAACAUAAUAUUAUACACGUAGUGAUUAUUAUUAUAAUAAAUUGUCAAAAUGUUUUUAGUGAUUAACUAUACCAAAAAGUUCCUGAUUAACCUGAACUUGGACGUUCGUCUACAUUCUCAAGAAAAACUUUCACUCAGCACAUCUGCAGUUUUUCAGUUGCAAUUUGUUGGCAAAAGUCAUAUAAAACGUUUGCAUUCCUCUACCAAACAAUAUUCUGUCAACAUAAUAGAAGGAAAAUUCCUUCCACCCCCUCCCCCCUCAAAAAAGCUUUUCUUUUAGAUUUAUUACAAAAUCGCCAAAUUCGAAAAAAAUAUUUUAAGAAAUAUCGGUCAAAUCGAAACAAUGAAAGUUAUAGAGAAUCUAAAAAUACAGAUGUACUCCGAAGAAGUCACAGAAUCCAGUGAUAUCAAUCCUACUGCUCUUGGAUAAUGCGUUGGCGCACUAUUCAAGUAUUCCGAGAACUUUUUGAUCUACGUAUAAGUUUUGUUGUUAUAAUAAAAUAUGGUAUUCAAUUAUACAAUGCUUCAAUCGAUGACCAAUUCACAAAAGCUAUAAUACAUUUUUAAAAAGAACACACAUAUUGUAUACAAUUUAAUUUCCCGAAAUUUAUCAAAUUUACUAUCCAUUAGAAUCAUUAGAUGAACCUAAAACCAGUAUUCACGUUUGGAUUGAAGUUCAUAAAAUAGGUCUAUAGAUUAAUUUCAUGAAAAAUUUGAUUACACUAUCAAAAAGCAACAAAAUAUUUUAUAAUAUUUUCAUUAGAAUUACAGUUACGACCUAUUUAAUUUAUCCAUACAUGAAUUUAGCUAGGAAUAGAAUAUAACGACAAAAUUAAAAUUAAAAACAAACUGGAAAUACUUUUGAAUGGAUUAUCAGUAAAAAAUAUUGAAUGUGAACGAGAACUUGAUGAACAAAAAAGAAUUGUCCAAAAUGGGUCUAUUUCUAUCAAACAAUUGAAAAUUGAUAUGAGUUUGGCAAGUCAACAUUAUACAAAUAACAAUGAGAACACGAAAGCUAUCUUGGUAAGUUAUUACAUUUUAAUAAAGUGUUCACACAGCAAUAUAUUCAUUAACAGCCUAUUAAACAUUAAAUAAUGGAAUUAAGAAAUAUUUAAUCUACAUUUAAAAUUCUUUGAAUAAAUAUUUAUUAAAUUUUAAAUUUCAUUUUUUGGACCCUUUUGUAAUGGUGAACCAAUUUUAAAAAUUAAACUUUAUUUUGAAUUGCUUUGCAAUACUUAAACAACACUAUAUUUUAAUAUUACAUUAAACUUAGAUCUUAUAGAUAUGUAUUCAUUUAUUAUACAGAAAAUUUAAUAUUAUAUUAUAAAUAUUUAACACUAUAAAAAUUAAACAACAAGAUUAAUAAUUAAUAACAAAUAAAUAAAUAUUAUAUUUGAAAAUUAAAAAAUAUAGAAAUACACCAUUAAAUUAUUUUAAUGUAUAAAUAAUUUGUUAUCUUAAUUAUUAUAAUGAAAUAAUAAUAGAAUAUACAUAAAUUAAUUUUAUUCUAGCCUUGCAGUUGAUUAAUAUAACAAAAUUAUUACAAAAAAUACUAAUAAACAAUUUAAAUAUGUUCACUAAUUUUAUCAUUAAAUCUUAUAAUACUAAAUGGGGCUUGGGCUAAAUGGUAUUUCUGUCUGUCAUUCUUUCAUUUUGGUAGUCAACGUUCUUCACUUUGGUUUAUUUUUAACAGCAUCUAUAGACAAAUAUAAACAUUUGUAAUUUAUAAGUUAUAAAGAAAGAAUAUGAACUAUAGUCUGUCCCAGGAGAGAAAGGUCCGCUUCUGCGCAUGUUUUCCCCCUCCACAUAGUCGAUUGUCCUUUCUUCCGUCGUCGGUUUAUGACUAUACACCUCUAGGAUAUUUUGUAGAAAUCAAUUGUUAUUAUUAUCAGACAUCGCGCAUCGCACGUUUAUUUACCUUUGCUGUUUUAUAACCUCUUGAUAAUUUUUCAAAUCGUAAACUAUCGUAUAUACAAGCACCUUCUAUAAUAAUCCAGACUUUGUUUUUUUUGUAUACAUAUUUAUUUAUUUAAUAUCUUAUUGAACACUGUAGGUAUAAUUCAGUAGGUAUGAUACAGUAGGUAUAAUAAAGUAGGUAUAAUACAGUAGGUAUAAUACAGAGAUAUAUAUUUAAUAAAUAAUAAAUAAUUAUAUUAAAACAUUUCAUUUUUUAUUCGUUAAAAUUACAAUUUAUCAUUUUUGUCAUAUUGGCGAUAAACAGUGGACUAUCGACAGACAACAGUGCAUUAUUUGAAACGCAGUGUACAAAACCUGUCGAUAGAUCCGGGAGGGAAUAAAUGGAUAGUGUUGCGGCGUGGGGAUGCGCAGUAGCGCUUCGAUUUGGUCGGAGAGCGGACCGUUCUCUCCUGGGACAGACUAUAGAAUUACUACCUUAUUAGUUGGUAUUUUUGAGAGGUACUUUUUCGAUUUUCUUCGGAGUUUUCUCAACAAAUGUAAAAAACCAAAAAAAAAAACAUAGGAAAACAGAGAAAUUGAUAUAACGUUAAACAGAUAUUAUUAAAGAAAAUAUAUAGAACCUAUUUAAUUAUUUUACUAUAAUAUGGCAUAUAUAUUGUUGAUAAAAUAUCACCGUUAUUAUUAUACUAUUAUUAUAUAACAGACUUGUUUUAUUUUUACAACCAGUCUCAAAAUAAUUAUAUUUAUUAAAGUUCUUACAUACUUUACCGUCAGCAGGACAAAUUUUACGAGUAUAUUACUUAUUACAUUUUACACGAAUAUUCCUGAUCAUUUUUAAAUCUACCAUCAUCAUCAUCAUUAUUAUACUUAUAAUUCUUACUAUAUUAUUUUUUAGAACUGUUACCUUUGUAACCAUUUGUUCCAUGAUUUAUCUGUCACCUUGGUUUUUGUACAUGCUUCCCAUAUUUUUUCUUUUGAACCAUUUGUAUGUCCACAGCAUUUCUUAACAUGGUGCAUAUCGUUUUUAAUUAAAGUACAAUCGUUAUGGGUUAGUUUCUAUAUCAUUUUUAAAUUCAUUAUGCAAUAGAUUAGAUAGCCUUUCACAAGGAUUUUCUUGUACUCAUUGUCUGCCUGAUUAAAAUAUUUGCUUCGUCAGGUUAAUGGCUGUAUGAGAUGUUUUUUCAAUAAUUAUUUCAUUUUCACUUUUAUAAAAAGAUUUACAUGUUCCUUUUGCACAUUGCCAUCGUUCGAUAUCAUUUUUUAGACAUUUAUGAAAUGAAAAUUUAAAACCAUCAAUAAAAUUAAUACGCUUGCCUUUUUCACUGAACAUAAUAUUACAAGACUUGACCAUUAUGUAUGGAAUGUGAACAUAUACUAGUGUGAUAUUUUAGUGUAGUUCAACGUAUUUUAUAACUAUGAUAAGAUAUUACUAUUAUUAUACAUAAUCAGUGCAUUUCAAUUUUCAACGGAAAGUACGUGAUCCAUAUCAUAUUUAUUCAUUAUAUUAUUCUCCGUUCCCGUGCGGACAGUCCGAUAGUGCACACGCAUUCUACUUUGCUCUCGGGUUAUGUUCAAUUAUAUCAAACGGAAAAAUCCGUCAUAAAUAUAAAGAAAGCAAAACUAUUUAUCACACCUAAUCGCUAUUUUCCCUUGCCUAUCGAAGAUUCUAACACAGACGAUAUCGUAUUCGGCGAUCCAAUUGAGGAGCAAUGGAAUACUACCAAUAAUACAUUGAAGAGUAUUCUUCCUUCACCUAUAUUUGUUAAGGGAGUUCUUGACUUCAUUGGUCUACGAAGCAUCAUUGAAAUCAAAGAACUGGACUCUUUCUCCUGCAAAUCCAUCUCGACUCAUCUUAUAAUUCAAACCGACACCCUGGACAACAACAGGAACCUAAUCAAUUUUCUAAAAAGCAUCGAAGCCCAGUUACAUAUUUAUCAGCCACAAUCUUAUAAACCUUUAAAAGUUGUUAACAGGAAUCUACACCCAUCUACCCCAACAAAUGAUAUCGCCUCAGCACUAGAAGAAAUAGGCUUCUCUGUGAAAAACGUCACUAACGUUAAACACCAACAAAUAAAAAUGUCUCUAUUCCUUUUCUUCGUCGACAUUGUAGAUCAAUGGAAUUAACAGUAAUAUCUUUGAUAUCUCUUUCCUUCUACACACGAAAGUUAAAAUCGAAGAACCUCAUAAAAAACGACAAAUCUCACAGUAUCAAAACUGCCAAACCUAUGACUAUACCCGUAUCUACUGCGCACAUCGAUCCAUAUGUGUCAAAUGUGGAGGUAGCCACCCCUCUUCCACCUGUACAAAAUCGCCAGACCUCCCAGCUAAAUGUGUCCUCUGCAAUGGUCCUCACCCAGUCAACUACAAAGAAUGUACAAGCAAUCUAUAAGCAACUGGACUGUAAACACAACAUCUCAAGCAAAAAACAUCAACAACCUCAGGCAUCAAACCCAAACUUCAAUCCUGAACAUUACCACCAACACCAUAACAUGGAAAAUUCCAAAAACCCACGAUCGUUUGCUGAUGUAACUGUGGGUCACCCACCUCCGAACACAAAUCAUUCCUCUAUAGGCAAUAACGAUACAUAAUUUAUUAAAUUUCUAGAUGAAUUUAAAUCAAUCGUAAAUCCUCUCAUUUCCUUGCUCACAAAAUUCUCCGAUCCCAGUCACCUAUACCUCCUUUAAAAAAAACGAACGGAACUUGGGUCAUCAAUGAUUUAAAAAAAGCCAACCUAUAUUCCCAAUAUCUAACUGCUACCUUCCAACCACACAACAAUAUCUUAUGCCCAAAUCAAACUGAAAAAGUAGAUCAUUUCCUAUCAUCCUCACUACCCAUGACACUACCACCAAAACACAUACGUCUAAGCGAAGUCGAACAUGUGAUAAGAUACUCUACUCACCGAAAAACCCCAUGUUAUGACUUAAUAACAGCAGAAGUUGCACUACAACAGCCCAAAAAAUCGCUACUCCUCUUGAUACAUAUAUAACUCUGUGCUUAGGCUAUCACACUUUCCAGUUCUCUGGAAAUUCUCUGUGAUUAUCAUGAUUCCCAAACCAGGAAACCUCCUAAUUCUCCAGACUUGUAUAGGCCCAUUAGUCUUCUCUUCUUCUUUUCAAAGAUAUUUGAAAAACUUAUAUUAAAACGUAUCUUACCUACCAUUGAAGUUAACCUCCCUAACACUCAAUUUGGUUUUCGUCACAACCACUCAACCAUAUAUCAAGUACAUCGUCUAGUUAACAAAAUCGUUUACACACAAGAAAAAAGCUAAUAUGCCUUUUUAGACAUAGCUCAGGCCUUUGAUAGAGUCUGGCUUAAAGGCCUCUUCUUCAAACUGAAAUCUAUCCUUUCCCCAUACUGUUACAUAUUAUUCAAAUCCUAUAUAGAGAACAGACAUUUCUUUGUAAGAUCAGGAUCGUCUAUGUCUAAAAUAUCGUCAAUUUUGCUGGAGUCCCCCAAAGAGCUGUUGCAGCACCCUUACUAUUCAAUCUUUUCACCUCUGACCAACCAACUACGCCCUACACCACCACUGGUGACUUGGUCGAUGAUAAAGCUCUUCUAGCCGUCCACUCUGACCCUGAGACGACCUCAAACUUCAUCCAAAAUCACCUCAAUUUGCUAUCCACCUGGUACAAAGAAUGGGGUAUCAAAAUUAACGAAACAAAAUCCAUCCAGUGCAUAUUUAGACUAAAACGUACUGACUGCCCACACAUAUACCUCAACGACGUCCCACUACCAACUGAUCUAAAUGUCCGAUAUCUAGGUCUCCACCUAGAUCGUCGGCUAACCUGGGCAGCCCACAUCCACCUUAAGCGCCUCACCUUAAACAAUCGCUCCCGCCAAUUACGUUACAUUCUUACAUCAAAACAUCUCAAUCUCAGAAAUAAACUUCUUAUUUACAAAAUGCUCCACAAACCUAUAUGGACCUAUGACCUACAACUUUGGGGAGCUGCCAAGCCCUCUAAUAUUAAGAAAAUACAAAUUUUUCAAUCCAAAUGCCUCCGACAAAUAACAAAAGCUCCAUACUAUGUUUCAAACGACACUCUUCACAAAGACCUCUCCUUACAAACAGUUAAAAACACAGCCAAUACCCUUUACAAACCUCUCUAUUCCAGCACUUUCAAUCACAGGAAUCUACUAAUAGCUGAACUCUCCACCCACACUAUCCCUAAGGACCCCAGAAGGCGUCUCAAACAAACGUGGUGCCAGGAUUUAUUGGCUGACUAAUUAUCACUAAAACACACCCUGAAGUACCAAGAAUGCCCAACCAUUCUUCGCUCACAUUUGCUGUCUCGAUACUCGUAACUUUUAAUUCUUUCACUUAUGCUUAUUAUAAAUGUUAUUCACAGAUUUUACAAUACUUUAUUAAGAAUAAAAAAAAAUUAUAUUAUUCGAACACAUCAUUUUACAUACCCGGACCUAAUUCAGAUGAAAUAUUUUAUUCACAGGGAAUUUAAAACUAAUAUUAUUUUCGGAACCAACUCGGAUGCAGCUCUUUUUUCACCAUACACCUCCUAUAAAUUCUUUGCAUUUAAAAUUUUUUUAAAUAAUUACCACCUACUCGUAUAAUUAAUAUAUUUAAUAUACAUUUUUUUUAUUAUUUGUUAAAUGAUAUAUUUUAAAAAUAUAAUCAAGAUAAUUUUUCACGUUGAAUAAUAAUUAUGUUCGUUUAAUAUUUACCUAGUUUAAUAAAUUGAUAAAAUAUUAAUAUGAAAUGUUAAUUCAAUAUUAAUUAUAUUAUAUUUAUUAAAAUGCUUUUAAAUAUUUAUAAUUUAAUUUAAAAUGUAUUUAUUCAAUCAGUUUCAUUGUAAAAUGCUGUGUGGAUGGAUAUCCGGGAUUAUUUACUAUAAUAAAGACUGAAAAAUGAUAACUAAUAACUAAACUAUAUUUUAUUAGGAUUUUUUUAUUAAAUAUGCGUUUUCCGAAAGUGAAGAAGUAAGGUUAAAAGAAGAACUAGAAUGUAAAAUCGAAUUUUCUAGACAGAUGAAGUUUUUAGAACGGUCUAUUGAUGGUUUUAAGAAAUCCCUAAAGUCGUUCGAAAAUAAAUAUGAAUCAUAUUAUUUAGUAAUGGAAGAAAAUAUGAGACUCAUCGAAGAAAUUAAUGUUUAUCGAAAUAUUGCAAAAUCGUACUUCACUAAGUAUAACAAUUUAAAAAUAUUGAGUUCUCCAAUAAUUGUCAAUGAAAUACCAACUCAAAAUGUAGGAUAAUAAAAAAUGUAUUAAUACACAUUAUACAUUAAAUAAACUAUUUCCUUAUCAAUACUUUUAUUUUUGGUCCAUUUAAAAGAAAUUGUACAUGUAAUUAGACAAACAUUAAUUUAACCUUUAGGUUUUCGAGCGUCGUGAUAUGCUCUUACUACUAUUACGAUUUACAGCAUUGACUGAAAACGAAAACAACAGUCUCUGAGUCUAUGACCACCAGCGCGACGUGAACAAAAUUAUUGUACUUAAUAAAUUAUCAAAUUUUUGACAAAAACAAUAUUUAUAUAAUAGAAAUUAUAUUAUGUUAACCAUCGGUAUUAAUAACAGCGACGAGCACUGCCGUCGCAGCCUCAAUAUCGUAAUCUUUCGGGGAACUACACUGCCUGCUACAGCCACUAAAAAUAGAAUGCAAAUUAAUAACAUAAUAUGUUUACCAUAUACCUGACUAUUAUUAUUAAACAAAUAAUUGUAUAAUAUUAUAAGAUUAUUGUUUCUAAUAGGGAUUCCCCGUCACCAGGAUCGACAAUAAUAAUAAAUUUGUGUUAUCGGAGGGCGCGUUUACAACGUGUAAAUAUGUAAUGCAGUGUUUCUAAACCAGUGUGUCGCCGGUAAGUCCAAAUGUGUCGCGUGAAAUACAAAUAUAAAAUAACACAAAAUGUACAAACAUUGUUGACAUUAUUUACAAAAAUUAUAAGUAUUUGAUAAAAUUUAUAUGAUGAAUAAAAAUAGAUUAUCGACAUUAAAUAAAUUUAUCAUUAUUGUAAUUCUAAUUGAUACAUGUUGGUUUAUCGAUAAAAUUGUCGAACGAAUUGUUGCCAAUAAGUUAGAGCGCCAUUUUAUCACAAAACAUCAAUCAUUACAAAAUAAACAAAUUGAUUAUUUUCGAAGGCCUUUAGAUUCAAAAAAACUACAAACAAAAAAAUUUGUAAAAUCAAUGAAAAUUUCGGAUAAGGCACGGGAAGCUAGUUUUCGUAUUGCCUAAUUGACAGCUUAAAAAAAAAUCUCAUUUAAUUGCCGAGAGUUUUUUAUGUCAGCUUGUCGUAUUAUGGUAAAGACUAUGUUAGGAGUCAAAGCAGAAAAAGAAAUAAUUAAAAUACCAUUAUCUGAUAGUACAAUUAGUCGAAGGAUUAUAAAUAUAUCCGAGGAUAUUGAGGAGCAGGUUAUUGAACUUGUAAAAAUAGAUAAAUCAACAGAUAUUAGUGAGAAAGCUCAAUUAAUGGAAUUUAUUGCAAAUUCAAAAAUAGGUAGUUAA
Molecule: messenger RNA, 17367 nt
Organism: Cinara cedri
Lineage: Eukaryota; Metazoa; Arthropoda; Insecta; Hemiptera; Aphididae
Source: the annotation of a GenBank genome assembly